Caenorhabditis elegans is the source of this 1703-nucleotide messenger RNA. It is a transcript of the gene tufm-1, whose product is annotated as Elongation factor Tu, mitochondrial. The record is from RefSeq and is marked reviewed. The coding region runs from base 34 to 1524 and encodes 496 amino acids. The transcript has 4 exons. NCBI's taxonomy places the organism in Eukaryota, Metazoa, Nematoda, Chromadorea, Rhabditida, Rhabditidae.
GGAAACUACAGAUUUGGGCCUCUUGCCGGAAACAUGCAGAUUUUGAAUCUUCUCAGCCGAAAUGUCGGUGUUUUCAAGACCGUCACACUAUGCGAGCAAAAAAUGCAGCAAGUAUCGUUGAUGCAGGCUCGUCACCUGGCUGUUCCAGGAGGAAAAGCCGUUUUCAAGAGAGAUAAGCCACAUUUGAAUGUGGGAACCAUCGGGCACGUCGAUCACGGAAAGACUACGCUCACCUCGGCAAUUACAAAGAUCCUCGCCACAUCAAAAGGAGCCAAAUACCGUAAAUACGAAGAUAUCGACAAUGCGCCAGAAGAAAAGGCCCGUGGUAUCACCAUCAACGCUUUCCACUUGGAAUAUGAGACUGCCAAACGCCAUUACGCUCAUAUCGAUUGCCCCGGACACGCUGAUUACAUCAAGAAUAUGAUCACGGGUGCCGCACAAAUGGAGGGAGCAAUUCUCGUCGUAGCAGCCACCGAUGGACCAAUGCCACAGACAAGAGAGCAUUUACUGUUGGCUCGUCAAGUCGGAGUUCCACUUGACAAUAUCGUAGUAUUCAUGAACAAAGUCGACGAGGUUCCCGACGCAGAAACCCGUGAACUCGUAGAAAUGGACAUUCGCGAGCAGCUCAACGAGUUUGGAUAUCCAGGAGACACAUGUCCGGUUAUCUUUGGAUCGGCUCUCUGUGCUCUUGAAGGAAAACAGCCAGAAAUUGGAGAAGAAGCCGUCAAGCAGCUCCUUGAAGUUCUCGAUAACAAAUUUGUGAUCCCAGAGAGAAAAGUGAACGAGGAGCCAAUGUUUGCAGCGGAGCACGUUUACUCGAUCGUCGGGCGUGGAACAGUUAUCACUGGAAAGCUUGAGAGAGGAAUUUUGAAGAGAGGAGAUAAGAUUGAAAUUGUUGGAGGAACAAAAGAUGGAACCACUGUGAAAUCAGUAAUCUCUGGAUUAGAAUCCUUCCGUAAAACUGUCGAUCAAGCCGAGCCUGGAGAUCAAUUGGGUGUGCUUCUUCGUGGUUUAGGACCAAAAGAUGUUCGUAGAGGAUGUGUUUUACUUCCACAAGGACACAAACAUAAGGUCACUGAUAAGGUUAAAGCUCAACUUUAUGUGCUCAAAGAGAGCGAAGGAGGCGCCAAGACACCGAUUGCCAACUAUUUCAGUGAGCACGUCUUCUCAUUGACAUGGGACAGUGGAGCAAGUGUCAGAAUUAUUGGAAAAGACUUUGUGAUGCCUGGAGAAUCUGCGGAAGUCGAGCUCUCACUGAAUUCCCAAAUGUUCAUCGAGCCCCAACAAAGAUUCACAAUUCGUAAAGGAGCCAAAACAAUUGGAACCGGUGUGUUCACCGACGUUCUUCCACCACUAACCAACGACGAAAAGGACCCGAAAUCGAAGAAAAAGCUGAUGAAAGCUGAAAUGGAACGAUUGGGAUUCAAUCCAUACGGAGAUAUGGUCGAAAAACGUUUGAAACCAGAUUUUUCCAAUUCUCCAAAGGACAAUCCGGCUGCGAAGGCUUUCGAGGGACAACCAUAAAUUUUUCGCAUUUUUUCCUGAAAAUUUUGAAGAAUUUUGUGCUUAAAAAUCCAUGUUUCCCUCCCCUCCUCAUGAUCUUUAUAGUUAUUUUUUCCUUUUUUUAGUUGUAGAUUUGAGAUUCAUUGUUCAUAUCCCAUUUUUUGUUAAUUUAAUAUUUCUCUGUUGAAUUUUUUUUACUU